This is a messenger RNA of Plodia interpunctella (Indianmeal moth), 2121 nucleotides long. RefSeq names its product fatty-acid amide hydrolase 2-A-like. The transcript has 7 exons. Bases 431 to 2026 code for a protein of 531 amino acids. The record is from RefSeq and is a predicted model, not a curated record. NCBI's taxonomy places the organism in Eukaryota, Metazoa, Arthropoda, Insecta, Lepidoptera, Pyralidae. Gene Ontology annotation, cellular component: endomembrane system.
GUAUAACAUAAAAUUAUAUAGUUAGGACACGGGUAAUAAAAAAGCUGAUGACAAAUUUUUGAUUUGAGAAAUUGUAUAUGGUGUUAUUAGGUAUGAAUUUAUGAUGCCGAAGAACCACAUUUGUAGGACGGACCUUGGGACUGGUGUUGUCGGUUGCGUCAUACCAGUCGGCUCGGUCAGCGUGGUGGAUAACACUAGCCGUUUCUUUUCGACGUUUGCCUACACGAGCAGUUGCUAGCUGCCUCGAGACUUGAGAGCGAGACGCCCGAUAGCAUGACGCGCAAAGCCCGCCGAUUAUACUCACACACUCAUUGAGUAAAUAGUCCACAGUGGAGGCGGCAUCGAGCACUCGUCGCAAGUUCGCUCCAAAAAAACAUUUUCAUAAAUAUUUAAAACACAUGCCGCGCUAAACACCAGUGUUUCAAUCAACAUGACUACUAAGGAAAUACGGAAUACGCAGCUCGGAUUGAAAUUCAAAGUGUUACAUGCAGUGAAAUUAGUUAUUGUUUCCAUUGGAAGAUUCUUUUUUAGUUUGUACUAUGGCACGGAAAGUGCUAAAAUACCAACAAUACCUGAUAAAGAUGGUAUUCUGAAGGAACCAGCCGUCGUGGUCGCAAAGAAAAUCCGACAAAAAGAGAUCACGAGCGUAGAGGUAAUAGAAGCUUGCAUCAGGCGGAUUAAAGAUGUCAACUCAGCAUUGAACUGCUUCGUGGAAGACAGGUUCGAGCUGGCCCUCAAGGAAGCCCGCGAGGCUGACGCCCUCGUCCGGAGCGGCACCCUCUCCGAACAGCAGUUGGAGAAACAAAAACCUUUCCUCGGCGUUCCCUUUACUACAAAAGACUGCAUAGCCGUAAAAGGGUUGCAUCAUACUUCGGGUGUGGUUUUGCGCAAAGAUGUCAUAGCUGAUAAAGACUCGGAGGCCGUGCGGCUGCUAAGAGAAAGUGGCGCCAUUAUCUUGGGUCUUACCAAUGUUCCUGAACUUUGUAUGUGGUGGGAGUCCCACAACCAUAUCUUUGGAAGAACCAAGAACCCAUACAACACGACUAGGAUAGUUGGCGGUUCGUCUGGUGGCGAAGGAUGUCUGCAAGCUGCGGCGGGCAGCAUUUUUGGAAUUGGUUCUGACAUUGGUGGUUCCAUUCGUAUGCCUGCAUUCUUUAAUGGAAUAUUUGGGCAUAAACCGUCACGACACACGGUUUCAAAUGAAGGACAGUACCCCGUUCCUGAAUCCGAGCUCACCGAUUCAUUUUUAGGUGUAGGACCUAUGACUCGGCAUGCAGUUGACCUAAAACCUCUUUUAAAAGUAAUGGCGGGGGACAAAAGCAGCAAAUUGAGACUGGAUGAACCGGUUGACGUGAAAAAAGUGAAAGUAUAUUACCAGCUGAGCAAUAAUGCACCAUUGGUAGACCCGGUGGACCCCGAAAUCACAAUGGCUAUGGAGAAAGUCAUCAAGUUUCUUAAGGAACAACACGAUUUAAAAGCUGAAGAAAAGAAUAUUGAACGUCUUCAAAAAUCAGUACCCCUAUGGUUUGCUACAAUGAAAACUGUAAAUAAAUUUGAAAGACUUAUAAUGAAAAGUGGAGGCGUUGGCGCGAUUCUGUUGGAAAUGUUUAAAAAUAUGAUUGGUUGUUCGGGUAACACUUUCAUAGGACUGUUCACUGCUUUGACAGACUAUGGUGGAGUGCCACAUGGCAGUGAAAAGUACAAACACUACUUGAGAGUGCGUGAAGAUUUGGAAGAGAAAUUUAAAAUUAUGCUGGGUGAAAAUGGAGUUUUCUUGUAUCCGACUCAUCCAACUCCUGCACCAUACCACAAUGAACCUCUGUUAAGAGCUUUUAAUUUUAGUUACACUUGCGUAAUCAAUUGCUUGGGAAUGCCUGCUACUGCUGUACCUCUAGGCCUCAACCGUGAAGGUUUGCCAAUUGGCAUCCAAGUGGUGGCUAACCAUAACAAUGACCGCCUGUGUCUUGCAGUAGCAGAAGAGUUGGGCAGAGCAUUUGGAGGCUGGGUUGAGCCACAAAAAUCUUAAGUUUAAGUUAAUUAUUAAAUUUUAUUAAAUAAAAUUUAUAUUUAAAAAUGUAAACAUCACUAAUAAUUCAUUUUGUAAUAAAAUAUAUGUUUUGA